Messenger RNA from Ochlerotatus camptorhynchus, 656 nucleotides. It is a transcript of the gene mRpL53, whose product is annotated as mitochondrial ribosomal protein L53. Gene Ontology annotation, cellular component: mitochondrial large ribosomal subunit. The record is from RefSeq and is a predicted model, not a curated record. Bases 83 to 523 code for a protein of 146 amino acids. Lineage: Eukaryota; Metazoa; Arthropoda; Insecta; Diptera; Culicidae. The transcript has 2 exons.
CGUUUAUGUUAUGAAACCAUCAGAAUCAAGUUAAAAAUAUUAAUCAAUCGGAGACGGAGGAACAACCAACCAGAUCACAACAAUGUCUAUCAAAGUGGGUGGAACGUUCAGCCGGUCCGGAGGAAUCGUUUCGGCCAUCGGCAAGCAGUUGAAGUUGAUCAACCUGAAGGCGGUUCAGCGAAUUACGGUCACAUUCGAUCCGUUUCAGGAAAAUGCCUGUCCCACUAGAGAAUUCCUCCACCACCUCUCGACGCCUAGGAUCUCUCAAAGCAAUCCAUCUUGCUUGCUAAAAUCGGAAGUGGUGUGCGACCGGAGGUCACCGUCCGUCGUUUUCCAGUUGAUUCCUUCCGUGCAAGCUGAAGCCAAACUGAAGAAGAUUGAAUUCAACAGUGCAAACCUGUCUACGCUAGAACUGCUGCAGCUCUGCAACAAGCACGUUUCCAGCCUAGCACCGAAGGAAAUCAUUUCCAGUGGCCUCAAGACCAAGUCGGAGAAGAAGGCUGGUGGUACCAAGCGACGAUAGGGCCAGUAAAUUAAGUUUGUUUGUUAUUAUCCAGUAGAAAGUUAGUAGCCUAGAAAUGCCGGAGAAAAAGCUAAAAGGUGGUCACAUGGCCAUCAUCGAGAACUGGUACCAUCAGAUUCCCGCCUUUACCGAU